Molecule: messenger RNA, 1837 nt
Organism: Portunus trituberculatus (swimming crab)
Lineage: Eukaryota; Metazoa; Arthropoda; Malacostraca; Decapoda; Portunidae
Exons: 8
Coding region: 381-1241 (286 amino acids)
Source: RefSeq, a predicted model, not a curated record
CUCUCCCUCUCUUUACUACUCCACACAACAUUCUCACUCCCUCCACUCCAUUCCUCCCCUGCCCUCCACACCCGUAACAUCGAACACACAGUCCUCCCCCAAGCUCUCUUCACCCCAAACAUUCACACACACGCGUCCCUGCACUCAAGACCCCAGACAGCUUUCCUGCACGUAGGUGGUGGCAAGGGGAGGUCAGCGGCGUUUAUUCGUGUCCUGCAGCAACAGACAAGCAAGGAUUUGGUCUGAGGAGUGUAGCGUAAAGGGGCAAGGAACAACAGGACAACUACGGGUAGGGUGUGGGUGAACAGCUGCUGAGCGCGGCGCGGGGCGAACACUCCUACAAGGUAGUGACGGUACACCACUACAGUGUCUGGGCAACUAUGAUAGUGACAGCGCGGGGAGUCUUUGCUGCCAUCCUCUUUCUUCUGCUUCUCAUCCUCCUCCACCUGCUGCAGCACUACAGUGGCAUGGAGCGUGGAGGGAAAGCGCUACAACGACAUAAACUGAGAGGCGACUGGAGUCCUCCCAGAUGUUUCAUCAAGCCGCUGUCCAACCUGACGGAGCUGCGCCAUUACUUCUCGAAUUCUGAAGCUCCGUGCGCUAACCUGAAGGCGUUCGCAGCAGCCCCCCCAGCGUCUCCAGGAGAAAAAAAGCUGAUGUGCCUGGAUCCCUACUACAACAUUCGCCCUGGAAGCUGCCUCGUGCUGUCCUUCGGCGUGGGUCAGAGUUGGCACUUCGAAGACGAGGUGGCUAAGUUCGGGUGUAAGGUGGCGGCUUUCGACCCAACAAAUGGAUUAAAAGACCACAAAAGAGGCGACAAAAUCAACUUUUACAGCGUAGGGAUCAGCAACUUCAGGGGCAGCAAACUCUUGGGCAUGAUGCGAUACGGAAAGAAGACGGUUGGCGCCGUGGACCGCUACGAGAAUCUGCUGGCGCGUGCUGGCCUGCAGGGGCGUGUGGUGGACUACCUCAAACUGGACGUAGAACUCUCUGAACUUGAGUUUUUCCAGGACAUGUUCUUCAACACGCCUCACCUGCUGGUCGGCGUGAAACAGAUCGCCAUGGAGGUGCACCACGACGAUGAGGGAGACGUGGAUCUGGGACCGGCAAGCGUGUACCAGCUGUUUUGGACUUACUACCAGCUGCUGCGGUGCCACGGGUUCAGGCUCAUCCUUACCUACAAUCAUAACUCCAGGCGGAAGUGGACUGAAGUGUUAUGGGGCCGAGAGGGGGCGUGGUGAUGUGCUGUGGGAUUCAAUAAAGCAUGAUAAUGGUGCUGUGUGACCGAGAGGUUGAGGUACUGUGAGGAUGCAUGAUAUAAUGCUGUAGAGCCGAGUGUAUGGUAGGAUGCUGAGGGACAGAGAGAGAGAGAGAGAGAGAGAGAGAAUGAUAGGAUGCUGUGGAACCGAGUGUAUAAUCUUGUUAGGCCGAGAAAGUGUAUUGUAAUAAGAGUGCUGUGGAACUGAGAGUGUAUGUUUUAGAGUGUUGUGUGGCUGAGGUGGCGUGACAGGAUGCUGUGAGGCCGGAAGAGCGUGUGAUAGUGUACUGCCAAGCUGAGAGGAGAUGUAGUGAUGUUUACUGUACAGCCAAGAAGGGCAUCAUGAUGUUUAUAUGUGAUGAUUUACAAACAUGGAGGAGACGUGCAUGAGAGUCACCUCCUGUUGUGUUUCGUUAUCGUUUUUGUUGUCUUCGCCGUCCUUGCCGUCUCAGCAACAUUUUUAUUUCUUGUGUGUUCACUGUUUGAUCUGCUGCAGUCUCUGACGAGACAGCCAGACGUUACCCUACUGAACGAGCUCAGAGCUCAUUAUUUCCGAUCUUCGGAUAGGCCUGAGACCAG